AUGGAUAUUACAAAUUCUUCAGGAUACAGAGAUUUCAUGUGGGCAGUUAGACUACAUCGUUUAGCAUUUGAAAUGGUGGGCUUGUGGCCAAAAUCCAACAAAUGUACUAAGAAAAGUUUAUGGCCAAAAAUUUGGGUUGGCAUAGUUCUUAUUUUAUUAAUAUUUGUUUCUAAUGUUCCGAUGAUAUAUGCAGUCAUACAAGUUUGGGGUAAUGUGGUGCUUGUAAUAGACAAUUUGCAUAUAAUGUUACCUCUAGUAAUAACAUCACUAAAAUACGUCAUCAUUCAGCGAAAACGAAAAGUUCUCUUGUCAAUUGUAAAUAUGAUGGCAGAAGAUUGGAUGGCAUACAAGCUGGAUAGAGAAAGAAAUGUGAUGAUAAAACAUGCACGAAUAGCGCGAUUAAUUAUGAUGAUUGGAUAUGUCAUCAUGUUUUUAUCGUGUUUCACAACAAAUAUUCUUCCUUUUUUUGGUAUACAGAUAGUAUACGCAACGAAUUCUACAGAUCGACGCAAAUUAUUACCGUUGGAGACAUAUCACUUCUAUGAUACAGAUAAGAGUCCACAAUUUGAGUUAACAUUUCUCAUUCAGGCCAUGACGAUAUUGUUUACAACUAUCAUUUACAUGUCUGUAGAUAUCUUUCUAAUUGUAAUAAUUCUUCACAUUUGUGGUCAGUUAGAAAACUUUAGAUGUCGAUUAAUUAAUUUGAUCUCAUGCAAAAAUUUCAACAAAAUUUUAAACGAUAUCGUAGCGACCCAUUUACGUCUUAUUAGGUAUGAAUUUUUAUGUUGA
Molecule: messenger RNA, 789 nt
Organism: Mycetomoellerius zeteki
Lineage: Eukaryota; Metazoa; Arthropoda; Insecta; Hymenoptera; Formicidae
Exons: 3
Coding region: 1-789 (262 amino acids)
Biological process (GO): sensory perception of smell; detection of chemical stimulus involved in sensory perception of smell
Cellular component (GO): plasma membrane
Molecular function (GO): olfactory receptor activity; odorant binding
Source: RefSeq, a predicted model, not a curated record